Penicillium brevicompactum is the source of this 750-nucleotide messenger RNA. RefSeq names its product Frag1/DRAM/Sfk1 family protein. The transcript has 5 exons. Gene Ontology annotation, cellular component: plasma membrane. The record is from RefSeq and is a predicted model, not a curated record. NCBI's taxonomy places the organism in Eukaryota, Fungi, Ascomycota, Eurotiomycetes, Eurotiales, Aspergillaceae. Bases 1 to 750 code for a protein of 249 amino acids.
AUGUGGAUAAUCUCCUUCUGGGUGUUUCCCAUCGUCGCAGGAUGCGUGUGGAUAGCGACGCUGGUCGCCAUGCUUGGGGCAUGGGCGGCGGAUGGGAAACCGCAUUACACUACUAUGAGCCAUGGACAGACCAUUCCGUACAUUUCGCAUAUUGGCGCCGAGGGAAUUAAGCCGCUGUUCAUCGCCGGUAGUGCAGUAACAGUCGUUUUUAUGGACUUAUCUCUUCUUGCAGAGCGCUGGCUCCGACACGCCGGCCAAUUGGCCAAGAAUAGAGGACGAUUCGACAAGGCCUGCGCUAUUGGAUCUAUCGCGUUCUCGGUUACUGGAGCUCUGGGGUUGAUCUUGCUGUCCAUCUUCGACGCAAAACGCCACCAUAACCAACACUACGGCUUCUUGAUUAUGUUUAUCGCGAGCUACGUGAUUUCCGCCGUCCUCAUAUGUCUGGAAUACAUUUACAUCGGUCUUUACUACCGCCCUCAAGCUCGAAUCUUGCUCGUCAGUUUCGGCAUCAAGGCGCUCUUUGUGAUUGGCGAACUUGGCGUUGCUAUUGGAUUUGGUGUGUGCAUGGGAGCCAAAACCAAAAACCGCAAAAAUGUCGCCGCUGUUUUGGAAUGGGUCGCUGCUCUCAUUUUCGCAUUCUUUGUCUUUUCAUUUGUCAUUGACUUGUUGCCCUCUGUGCGGACGAAGAAACGUGUUCCCCAGGGCGAGAAGUACCUUCGACCCACACCCGAUGGCCCUGUGGACUUCUGA